Zophobas morio is the source of this 858-nucleotide messenger RNA. RefSeq names its product mitochondrial fission process protein 1. Lineage: Eukaryota; Metazoa; Arthropoda; Insecta; Coleoptera; Tenebrionidae. Gene Ontology annotation, cellular component: mitochondrion. Bases 215 to 670 code for a protein of 151 amino acids. The transcript has 3 exons. The record is from RefSeq and is a predicted model, not a curated record. Gene Ontology annotation, biological process: mitochondrial fission.
GUCCGUUACUCCUCAACCGCCAAAUACACAAAAACACUUCGAAUAACCCGGCAGCCGCCUCGUCCAACCCUCUUGUUACCAUUCCACCCGUGACUCCAGCAACCAAAAUCUAGUAAUUUUUUAUUUGAAACUGUCCCCAUCCGGGUUUACAUAACCUCGCUUUUUAUUGAUCUCAAAACAGCCAAAACAUCGUCUCCGAAACAAAAAUCCUGACAUGGACCCCCCGCAACGCGAACACGACAUCUUCAAAGACACCCCGGUUCGGCUUUUAGGUUACGCCAACGAAGUCGGAGAAGCGCUGCGGGGCUUCAUUGGGACCAAAUGGGUGCGCUUCUCCUACCAAGUCGCUACGCUGUACGUGGUGGCAGACACCCUCGACAAAACGGCGAAAUCCCUAUCUAGGGGCAAAGACACCGUGACGAAAACGGUGUUCGUGACUACGGAUACUCUGAUUUGGCAGAUGUUGGCUUCGGUGAUCAUUCCAGGCUUCACGAUUAAUCGUGUGUGCGCUUUCACUGACUAUGUGUUAAUUAGGACGAAAAUGCCUGUGACUAAUAGGAUGGUCGUGGUCACAGGUGCUGGUUUAGCUGUGAUACCUUUCAUUAUUAAACCCAUUGAUAGACUAGUGGAUUAUUUGCUCGAUCGUAGUUUUCGAAAGUUGCAACCUUAGUACUACAGAGUCAUUGAGGGAUUUAACAUUCCUUAGUUGUUUAGAGUGCCAAAGAGCUAGUAUUCGUAGUACGACGGUUUAGUGCGAUAGCCCCUUGUUAGUGAUUGUUGUGACGUGUGGCACCCCUGUUUAGUGCAAACAGUUGGUAAUGUUAUUGUUGAUUUGUUAUUAAUAAAAUUUCGUAGGCA